This is a messenger RNA of Arachis stenosperma, 999 nucleotides long. RefSeq names its product zinc finger BED domain-containing protein RICESLEEPER 2-like. Lineage: Eukaryota; Viridiplantae; Streptophyta; Magnoliopsida; Fabales; Fabaceae. The record is from RefSeq and is a predicted model, not a curated record. Gene Ontology annotation, molecular function: DNA binding. The transcript has 3 exons. Bases 1 to 999 code for a protein of 332 amino acids.
AUGGCUAGUAAUGCUAGAGAAGACACACAAAGCAAUAAUUUUUCUACUGAUAUUGAAGUUGAAGUUCAGAGUAAUGCUAAUCCAACUUCAGAAACUCCACAACCAACGGAUAAUAAUACCUCAAAUCCAGAAGGAUCAAAUCUUGUUGAAGGUGACAAUAAGGCUAAUGUUAAGAGUGCCUAUUGGGAGUAUUUUGAUCGUUUCAAAGUUGAAGGUGAAUGGAAGGCAAAAUGCAAAUUUUGCAAGAGUGUGCUUAGUGCAAAUCCGAAGAAUGAAUGGAAUGUUGAUAGAAAACUGUCUACUGUUACAUUGGAUAAUUGUUCUACUAAUGAUGCUAUGAUAGAUGAAUUAUUGGGGCGGUUAGAUUCUUCAUUCUUGAUGUUGGGGGGUAAAUUGUUGCAUAUGCGUUGUUGUGCUCAUAUACUGAAUUUGAUUGUGAAGGAUGGUUUGAGUAUAGUUAAGGAAAGUAUUGAAAAGAUUCGUAGUAGUGUAUUGUAUUGGACUGCAACGCCGAAAAGGAACGAAACUUUUGCUAGUUGGUGUGCUAAAACAGCGAUUCCAUUUACUAAGAAAUUGGUUCUUGACUGUCCGACUAGGUGGAACUCAACUUAUUUGAUGUUAGACACUGCAUUGUUGUAUAGAGCUGUCUUUCCUAGGUUAAGACAAAAGGAACCCCAAUAUAAAACUGUGCCAAGUAAUGAAGAGUGGGAACUUGCCAAGGAAAUAUGUGAUAGAUUAAAGUUGUUUUAUGAUGUUACUCAACUUAUGAAGAAGAAAUUUGAGAAGUAUUGGGAUGAGAUUCAUGGCAUUAUGGGUGUUGCUGCUGUUUUAGAUCCUAGGUACAAGAUGGUUGGGGUUGAAUUUCAAUUUGGAAAAAUGUAUCCAGAUCCAAUAGAAUGUUCUAAGCAAGUUGACAGAAUUCAUCAGUUGUGUAAUGAGUUGGUUAAUGAAUACAAUCAAAAAAUGAGUUCUGAUGUGUCACAUGUUGGUACAAAAUAA